AUGGAUCGCCAAAUGAACAACCUCUUGAAAUGGAGUAUCGAAAACUCUACUCCCUCACAACAGCAACAACAAUCGCAACAGCAGAAUAACAAUGCGCCAUCAUCAGAAACCGCUGCACCGGCCGCCAACCGCGGCGUCAACCCGGAAAUGCUCCGGGCGCUUUUUGGUGGUCCGUCCGAAGCCGAAUUAAUGAAAGCCGCUAUGGAAGCUCUUCACUCUGAGGAAGUCGACUUGGAGAAUAAACUGAUCGCAUUCGACAAUUUCGAGCAGCUUGUCGAGUCCGUCGAUAAUGCGAAUAACAUGGAGCCUCUGGGUCUUUGGUCUCCGCUCGUUAAACUGCUCGAGCACGAGGAGGCUGAAAUGCGUCGCAUGGCCGCUUGGUGUGUUGGCACCGCCGUACAGAAUAACGAGAAGGCGCAGGAUAGGCUCCUCGUCCUCAAUGCUCUCCCCACCCUCGUGUCCAUGUCAGUUUCCGACCCCGAACCAGCCGUUAGAAAGAAGGCCGUGUAUGCCCUCUCGUCUGCCGUUCGGAAUUAUCAACCCGCAAUGGACGAGACUGUCCGACACCUCCCAGAAGGGUACCCCCGUGGCGAAAAGAUUGAUGCCGGUGACAUGGACGCGGUGGAUUCAGUCAUUGACAAGCUGAGGGCCCACAAGGCUGCUGCCGUGGCAUGA
Messenger RNA from Monascus purpureus, 675 nucleotides. Lineage: Eukaryota; Fungi; Ascomycota; Eurotiomycetes; Eurotiales; Aspergillaceae. The record is from the annotation of a GenBank genome assembly.